GGAGUUCGAAAUGAACUUCCUUUCGUGAAUUCCCCUAGAAUAAAAUUACUUUAAUAUGCCACGCGGCAUCAGCUUCUUGCUCCACGUCUGACACGUGUGACGCGCAAAUGUUACAGAUGUCUGCUUCGAUUAGUGUUUUCACUCCAUUUCUGCUUACAACCGUCUUCUCUAAUCUCACACUCACACUCUCACCCAGAAACACAGUUGCAAAAUUAAUGGGGCACAACUUGGAGACGAGAUCGUUGAUGGAUGAAGUGAGGAGCUUCAACAGUGCCGGAGGUCUCUUCGAUUUUGGUCAUCCUCUUCUCAAUCGGAUGGCCGGAAGUUUCAUUACCGCCGCCGGCAUCGGAGCAGUUCAGGCGGUUUCACGCGAAGCAUGUUUCACUGCUCUCGAAAAUGCAAGUGGAGACGAAACCAGAAUCUCCAGUAAAAGGAAGUUCCGAGGCCUUCAUGGGGAAACUAGCAGAAACUCUGUUGAAGCCUUGGUGACAAGCACAGGGAAAGAAUCUAUACAAUGGGGUCUAGCUGCUGGGAUGUACUCUGGUCUGACGUAUGGUUUAAAAGAAGCUCGAGGGGUUCAUGAUUGGAAAAGUAGUGCAGUGGCGGGAGCAAUCACGGGUGCAGCUCUGGCACUUACAUCUGAUGAUUCGUCUCAUGAACAAAUUGUGCAGUUGGCCAUCACAGGUGCAGCUGUUUCAACAGCUGCAAAUCUUCUCACUGGUAUAUUCUAAUUUAAAUGUAUGUAUGUAUCUUCUGAUAUGUUUUUAUGGUUUUAAGUGUGUUUACUUUUUUUUUUUUUUUUUUUUAAUCGUAGCUACUAUUUUUAUUAAUUAAUGGAUUUAGUGGGGAUGAUUUGGUGCUUGAUGUUCGAUUUUAGUUUGUUUAUUGUUUUUCUAGAUGUGUAAAAUAAUAAAUUUAGUAAUUGAAUGUGCAUGGAGGCAGUAUAUAUCAUAAAAAUGAUAAAGAAGUUAUUUAU
Lactuca sativa (garden lettuce) is the source of this 976-nucleotide messenger RNA. RefSeq names its product outer envelope pore protein 16-2, chloroplastic. NCBI's taxonomy places the organism in Eukaryota, Viridiplantae, Streptophyta, Magnoliopsida, Asterales, Asteraceae. The record is from RefSeq and is a predicted model, not a curated record. Gene Ontology annotation, molecular function: amino acid transmembrane transporter activity. Gene Ontology annotation, cellular component: chloroplast outer membrane.